UAACAAGGCCGGGGGAGAGCUUGAGAAAGAGGGAAGUGCUAUGAAAAAGCGAGGGAGAAGGUGAAAUCACAGCAGCACAGAGAGGAGAAAAAACAAAGCAGGGAGGAAGGAUGAAUGGAGGACAGAUCGCUGAUCAGUAAGGUCUCCAGAGAGGAAGAGGAGAAGAAGAAGAUGAGCAGAGAGAGGGGGGUAAGCAUCGAGCACACAGAACAUCCAUCAGCAGAGGCAGCCAUGCUCUGAGCCCUGGAGCAGCAGGGCUACGCAGACACUGCACAGGCCCAGAAUCAGGCCUACAGCUCAGCUCUCCGUCCCAGCCACAAACACCGGAGCAGGGACAAAAAAAGAUUCCUCCCACAUCAGCUGCACAUCAAAGCCAUGAGGACAGCCAGGAAAGGCAGUGUGGAGAUGCCUGCAUUCGUGCGGCAGCUGGUGAAGGAAACAGAAAAGAGGGUCAGCUCUUUCUUCAAAGGAGGCCGUGGAGGAGCAGCAGAGGGAGAGCAACCAGGGGACGGGGAGAGAGAGGAGGUCAUCCCCAGCCCCUACCUGGACAGACCAGUACUUGACAAGCUAACAGAGGAGGGCUGUGCCCGCUGGGGCCUCACAUACGCCCUGGGAAGCAUGCAGGGCUGGAGGGCUAACAUGGAGGACUUCCACAACUGUGUGCCACAGCUUGGUGGAGAAUUAGCCGAGUGGAGCUUCUUCGCUGUAUUUGAUGGUCAUGCAGGUAGCACAGUUGCACAGUACUGCUCCCAGCAUCUUCUGGGUCAAAUCCUGACCACAGGUGGAAUUGGACCAGAGGACAAUCCUGAAAAGGUGAAAGGUGCCAUCACAGAAGGCUUCAUGCAAACAGAUAAGCAUCUACACUCUGUGGCCCGGAGAGAAGGCUGGGAGAGGGGAGGCACCACAGUGAUAGCCACCCUCAUCUCGCCAUACUAUAUCUACUUUGCCAACUGUGGUGACUCCAGAGCCAUGCUGUGCAGGUCUGGGCAGGUGUGCUUCUCCACUGAAGACCACAAACCUUACAGUCCUCUGGAGAAGGAGCGUAUUGAGAGUGCAGGCGGCUCAGUGUCCCUCCAACGGAUUAAUGGCUCCCUGGCUGUCUCCCGAGCCCUGGGAGACUUCAGCUACAAGGGGGCAGAAAAGCGGACACCCAGCCAGCAGAUGGUGUCACCAGAGCCAGAAGUGUAUGUAGUGGAGCGCUCACCAGCAGAUGAGUUUCUAGUGCUGGCCUGCGAUGGGGUAUGGGACACCAUCAGCAACGAGGAGCUCUGCGCUUUCAUCCACAACCGGUUACGUGUCUGCACUGACUUGAGGGAUGUCUGCGCACAAGUCAUUGAUCUCUGUCUUUAUAAGGGCAGCUUGGACAACAUCAGCAUCAUCUUGCUCUGCUUCCCUGGAGCCCCCCACCUGUCCGCAGAGGCAUUACAUCAGGAGGCCGAGCUGGAGGACCUGCUGGAGUCCAAAGUGGCAGAGAUAUAUGAUGAGUUAUGUGCCACUGGGGAGGAUCCUGACCUGCUGUCUGUCCUCACAGUCUUGGCAUCCACUGUCAUUCCUGGAUUACCUCCAGGUGGAGGCAUACAGAGCAAAAGGAACUGUAUUAUCUCUGCUUACUACCAACAAAGAGAAACACACAAGCCCACAGUACCAAAUGGUCUGGGAAGCUCUUGAGAAGCCAGAGGGGAGUUUGUCUCUGGGAAUCCAAAGAGGGACUGUAAUUAAUGUGAAUAUUAAAACUGUUUCUCUCAUGUGUGCAAUCUGAAAAAAACAAAAGGGAGAUCAUGACCAGAAUGGUGUUCGUUUACGUCAUGCUAGCAAACAGCAUUUUACGGUAACAAAUACAAUGCAAAAAUAGAUCUAAUAAAGCCUGAUACUUUAUAUUUAUAUGAGAGGGAUAUUUUGUAAAACUUACUCAGAGACACAAACCAAGCAACAAACCUCUGCCUCUUUUUCAGAAAACAGACGGUAACAGGUGAUAAAUAAAAAAAACAAACUGUAAAACUGAAUAACAACCAACUGUGAAGCUGUACAUUGUCCUCGAAUAAAACCAGGAACGUUAAACACACAUCACAUUGUAUUUUAAAAAGGAUAUUUUAUCUAAAUGAGAAUAAACUAAGUUUGCCUUUCAUCUCCAGCACAGAAAAACGUUGUCAUAGCUGGCACACAGCCAAAUUACAACUCCUCAUCCCAAUAGGAAUAGCUCAACGUGUGAAGAGUCUGGUCGCUCACAGGAAUUGACAAGUUUAUCUCUGCCAUCGCAGAAAAUGACAGACAAACACUUAUCCGAUGUCUUAUCCUACAUACAUAAAGAAAAAAUACAUUUCACAAUCUAAAUUCUUUCUAAAGAGGUGGUUGCUUUUAUAUUUUUCCUACACAUGUAAAAUAACAACCAUUUAGCUGGAAGCUUGACUAUGAUCACAAAGUAAACAUAUCCAAAUAAUAAUUUGACGUAAAUCUAUACUUUAGUCUAGGUCUUUCUAUUUAUUUAGCAUAUUUCUUUAAACAUUCAUAAAGUGUCUGUGAAAUGUAUUUUUUCUGUGAAUUAGUUGAUAUGUAUUGUGCUGCCUUAUUCAUCUUUUAUAUAGUUGAUAAAACAGCAACUAUAACAGCAACAGAACGGGUCUGCAUGGGUUAUUUUUUCUGCAUUAUCCUGUAACUUCUUUGAGUCAUUUUUCUGUGUAUAGAGAUUAUGAUAAGAGUAAUGAUUGUUUGAAAUCUAAAUAAAGAAUAUCUGACACAA
Messenger RNA from Melanotaenia boesemani (Boeseman's rainbowfish), 2737 nucleotides. It is a transcript of the gene ppm1nb, whose product is annotated as protein phosphatase, Mg2+/Mn2+ dependent, 1Nb (putative). The transcript is spliced from 6 exons. Bases 376 to 1668 code for a protein of 430 amino acids. The record is from RefSeq and is a predicted model, not a curated record. Gene Ontology annotation, biological process: protein dephosphorylation. Lineage: Eukaryota; Metazoa; Chordata; Actinopteri; Atheriniformes; Melanotaeniidae. Gene Ontology annotation, molecular function: protein serine/threonine phosphatase activity; manganese ion binding; magnesium ion binding.